Messenger RNA from Didymodactylos carnosus, 851 nucleotides. The record is from the annotation of a GenBank genome assembly. Lineage: Eukaryota; Metazoa; Rotifera; Eurotatoria; Philodinida; Philodinidae.
AUGGGAAUCCCGAAAGCACGUUUAAAAUGGAUAAAAGCUUGGUAAGAAAAUUGCAGAGCGUUCAUUGAGAUCCAAGGAAAAAGAUUACGUUGGAUUCCAAUAAGAAGAGGAGGGUCACAAGGUUCUAUUUUUACUCCUACUCUUUUUAUAAUGUAUCAUGCGGAUAUGGGAGACUUCCUAUAUAAUUCUGUAUCAUUCUUUUUGCAGAUGAUUUGGCUGCAGUAUUGGCCAGUAGGAUAGGAGUUAGAUACACUGAACAGUGUUUGGAUUUAGAACUACGAUUAUUGAUUUAGAACUCAGGUUUGGUAGUUCAACCUAUAAACUAUGAUAAAACUGAAGCUUUAUGGUCCGCUCGAUACAUUGGGAAUCCAAAAUUUGACAUUUUAUGUAGAACACAUAAAAUAAAUUGGGUGAAAGCCUUUAAAUAUCUCGGGUACUGGAUAACUCCGAAGUAUGUACUGGAUGCCGAAUAUUCUUGUGCUGAUUAUUCCUUAUGUUGGAUUUUCCUUAUGCUGAUUUUUCGUAGUGCUGAACAGUUCUCGUGCUUAAGUUUUCGGAUAUCUUAGGGUGCAGCCAACACUUUCGUGGGUAAAAGUACAAGAUGGUACAUGUUUUUGAAUGUCUUCUGUAGAUCACGUAUAGAUUCAUUGGACGCACCAAGAUCAAUUGCCUAUAAAUAUGCUCUGUUUGCAAUAGCCUAAAACUUUCCUUACGUGUAUUAGCUACGCAACUAUCUUUAUGAAAUGUUUAUAUUACUAAUGUAGGUUAGGAUAAGCAUGCACCUAGCAAACAGCAAGUGAGACAGUUCACUAAAGCGAUGAGUUACCCCAAUUUAUGAUUUCUAACACAUG